AGUCGCCAGUUGGCUGCGGCACUCGCGUCACCUCGGUCGCCACAAUACAUGUAUUUUCCGUUUACACGACGACCUACACAGGGUCAGCUGUCGAGCGCGGAUAUCUUUAUAUUUUUCCAGAAUAGUAGUCAAUAUUGACUAAAGUUUUCACAUUGAGAACGUGCAAUGACAUUGCAGUGUAGUACAGCUAAAUAUAAAGUGCAGUGAAGGAUUGUUCAAAUAUUCUCAUUUGAUUUUAUGAUUCAAUCUCAGUUUAGGACAACACGACAGUAAUCGUGGAGAACGGCGAAGAAAUUAUCAAAGUUAAUAGUACAAUGCAGGUGCCCAAUGGAAUUAGUCAUGCGAAACAUUUGAACGGGCCGGAUCAGGUUGUACCAGCCGACAGUUUCAUUUGUUGUGAACCUGGGGGACAUGUGAAACUGCACGUGCAGGCCCGAGGAGUGGCUUCCGAACCCCCGAUCUCAGUGCCCGGCCUACUCAACCGGACCGUAGCGAGGUACCCCGACUCUACAGCGCUCGCUACGAAAAAAGCAGAUGGAAAAUGGCACAAAAUCACUUACAAGCAAUAUCAGGAGCGCGUGCGCACUGUGGCGAAAGCUUUCAUAAAGCUAGGCCUAGAGCGAUACCACUCUGUGUGCAUUCUCGGCUUCAACUCGGAACAAUGGUUCGUCGCCGACUUAGCAGCCAUACACGCUGGUGGUUACGCAGCGGGUAUCUACACAACAAACUCGGCGGACGCGUGCUACCACUGUCUCCUGUCGUCUCGUGCCAACAUCUGCGCCGUGCAGGACAAGAAGCAGCUCGACAAGAUCCUGUCCGUCCGACACAAACUGCCGCACUUGAAGGCUCUCAUACAAUGGGAGGGUAAAGUCGACACCUCCGUGCCUGGCGUUUACAGUUGGGAGCAAGUUAUGGAAAUGGGUGCCAAAGAGCCCAAUACACAACUAGACAAUGUUUUGAAAUCCAUUGCUGUUAAUGAAUGCUGCACAUUAGUGUACACGUCAGGAACAGUGGGUCCCCCGAAGGCUGUGAUGUUGUCCCAUGACAACCUAACAUGGGAUGCGUACUCCAUCACCGAAAGAGUGGGAGAUCUGCAGCCAACCUAUGACCGUAUCAUCUCCUUCUUACCUCUGAGUCACGUCGCUGCACAGGUGGUAGACAUCUACACAACAUUGUCGAAUGCGAUCCCUGUGUUCUUCGCGCAACCGGACGCGCUCAAAGGCAGCUUGGUAGAAACACUCAAGGAAGUUCGACCGACAAGGUUCUUGGCCGUACCUCGAGUAUGGGAGAAAAUGUAUGAAAAGAUUAUGGCUGUUGGCGCUUCAAGCGGUUAUAUAAAGAAGCAGAUCGCUAUGUGUGCUAAGGACAAGGGUCUUAAGUACCAUCUUGCCAGGAUUAAUGGUGCCCUAUCGAGCAGUAUGUACGCUCUGCCUAUAGACUUCACCAUCCUUGAAAUGAUAAAAUUUUGGGUGGACGGAUCGUCAUUCGGAUAUAAGAUGGCGAAGUCAUUGGUGUUCAACAAGGUUCACGAGUCUCUCGGUUUGGACCACUGCACGACGUUCGUGACCGCAGCGGCGCCACUGUCGCCUGAUAUCAAGAAGUUCUUCCUCUCUCUCGAUCUACCCAUUGUUGAUGCCUUCGGAAUGAGUGAAGCUUCUGGAGCUCACACGCUUAGCAUAUAUCCUAAAUUUUCACUAGAUUCAGCUGGUGCACUCCUGGAUGGUACAGAAACCAUGUUCGGAGGAUCGACCAGUCCGAACGGCCCUGGUGAGAUCAUGAUGCGCGGUCGCCACGUGUUCAUGGGUUACCUGAGUGACGAGGCGAAGACUAAAGAAGCCAUCGACGCCGAGGGUUGGCUACAUUCUGGAGAUAUUGGCAGGGUCGACAGCAACGGCCUCCUUUACAUUACUGGAAGAAUAAAGGAACUGUUGAUCACGGCGGGCGGUGAGAAUGUGGCGCCUGUGUUGAUUGAGCAGGCGGUACAAGCCGAGUUACUGCACAUCGGCUACGCUGUGCUCAUCGGAGACCGACGCAAGUUCCUCUCUUUACUAGUUACUCUAAAGGCUAAAGUGAACUCUGAGACCAGUGAAGCUCUCGAUGACUUAGACAAUGAAACAAGGAAAUGGGUCGCCAGCCUCGGCAGCAAAGCUACUAAGAUUAGUGAAAUUGUUAAGACUAAGGAUCCUGCCGUCCACAAAGCUAUUGAAGAAGGUAUAACUCGUGCCAACAAGAAUGCUAUUUCCAACGCACAGAAGAUCCAGAAAUUCGCCAUCCUUCCCGCUGAUUUCUCAGUACACAGUGGAGAAUUAGGACCAACGCUGAAAGUGAAGAGAAACGUAGUCUACGAGAAGUACAAAGACAUCAUAGAAAACUUUUAUAAGGAAUAAAUAGUAGGAUUAGUGUUUAAGGCGAGGGACAACGUAAUAAAUAAUUGUUAACUUAAUUCGUUAUUGCUCAACUAGGGACUAGCGCAUCGGAAUCAAUGUGAUUGAUAGUACUUUACGUAAAGGUGUAAAUAGGUUAUAUUUUUGUUACAAAAAAUAUAUUUUAUAAAAUCUAAA
Molecule: messenger RNA, 2561 nt
Organism: Spodoptera frugiperda (fall armyworm)
Lineage: Eukaryota; Metazoa; Arthropoda; Insecta; Lepidoptera; Noctuidae
Product: long-chain-fatty-acid--CoA ligase ACSBG2
Exons: 16
Coding region: 315-2387 (690 amino acids)
Cellular component (GO): endoplasmic reticulum; membrane
Molecular function (GO): long-chain fatty acid-CoA ligase activity
Source: RefSeq, a predicted model, not a curated record